Messenger RNA from Anoplophora glabripennis (Asian longhorned beetle), 486 nucleotides. RefSeq names its product prostatic spermine-binding protein-like. NCBI's taxonomy places the organism in Eukaryota, Metazoa, Arthropoda, Insecta, Coleoptera, Cerambycidae. The record is from RefSeq and is a predicted model, not a curated record. The transcript has a single exon. Bases 1 to 486 code for a protein of 161 amino acids.
AUGUUUCACAAAAUCGACCCACAUUUUAAUGGUGAUAAUAAUGUAGAUGGUGGUGAUAUAGAUCAUGUAAAUAAUGGUAACGUAGAUGAUGGCGAUGUAGACGAUGGUGAUGUAGAUGACGGUGGUGUAGAUGAUAAUGACGUAGAUGAUAGUGGCGUAGAUGAUGGCAAUGUAGAUGAUGGUGACGUAGAUGAUGGUGGCGUAGAUGAUGGCAAUGUAGAUGAUGGUGAUGUAGAUAAUGGUGGUGUAGAUAAUAGUGAUGUACAUGAUGGUGAUAUAGAUGUUGCUGUAGUAGACGAUGGUAAUGUAGAUAAUGGCGAUGUAAAUGAUGGUCAUGUAGAUUAUGGUGAUGUGGAUGGUGGCAAUGUAGAUGAUGGUGAUGUAUAUGGUGAUGAAGAUGUUGCCGAUGUAGGUGAUGGUGAUGUAGGUGAUGGUGAUGUAGAUGAUGGUGAUGUAGAUGAUGGUGAUGCAGAUUAUGGUGGAUAA